This is a messenger RNA of Eruca vesicaria subsp. sativa (arugula), 684 nucleotides long. Lineage: Eukaryota; Viridiplantae; Streptophyta; Magnoliopsida; Brassicales; Brassicaceae. The record is from the annotation of a GenBank genome assembly.
AUGGGGAAAGAUUUGAAGAAUUUGGUUAGAUGCAUCUACACUGGGAAGCUCAACGAUAAUGUGAGGAAGCUAAAGAUCGCAACUGAAGAACUCAAAGAUAUUGGGAACAACGUGAUGAAAAGGGUCAAAGUUUGCGAAGAGCAGCAGCAACAGAUGAAGCGGCUAGACAAUGUCCAAUCAUGGCUUAGACAAGCCGACACUGUUAUUAAAGAAGCAGAAGACUUGUUCUUGAUGUCUUCUUCUUCGAGCCAAGGGUUAUUAUCUUCAAGCCACAAGAUGGAGAAGAAGAUUUGCAAGAAGCUGAAAGAGGUUGAAGAGAUUAAGAGCAGAGGAAUGUUUGAGGUUGUUGCUGAAAACGUUGGAGGAGGAAGCGGCUCCACGGUUAAGACUAAUGAUGAGGAGACCGUAGGGUUAGAGGCGGUUUCUGGUUUGGUUUGGAGGUGUUUGACGAUGGAGAACACUGGAGUUAUUGGAUUGUAUGGUGUGGAAGGAGUUGGAAAGACAACGGUUUUAACUCAGGUUAAUAAUAGGUUGCUUCAGCAGAAAGCAAAUGGGUUUGAUUUUGUUCUGUGGGUGUUUGUGUCUAAGAAUCUGAAUCUUGAAAAGAUUCAAGACACGAUUAGGGAGAAGAUUGGUUUUUUGGAUAGGACGUGGACGAUUCUCAAGUUACUGGACAGGAACUAA